UUCAGGCGGAGUUCGGAGUUCUUAAAACACUUGGGUAGCUUCUUCACCGCUCCACUUCGUCGCUCACAUAGUUCAACUGAGAUACCUUUUCAAGUGGGCUCUUCUUGGAGCAAUCAUGGAAUAUCCAUAUUUUCCAUCGCUUCAACAAUUGUAAUAGUUUUGUGGGUUUAUUGCAUGCAGCAUUUCCCUCAGUGGAAGCACUCCCGGGACAGGAGAGUUUUCUGGUGUGUAACUACUUUCCUUUCCUCUUUUUUUUUUACCCCCCUUAUUGGAUUUGGGGGCAGUCGUGCGAUGUCAUGGACUAUUAAAAGGAGAAAGAAAUGUUUGUGAAUAGCGUCUGUGGUUAGCGUGCGAAAGUGUUUUGGGGUUUAUUUUUUAAACCAGUUGAGCAACAGCGACAGGACUCUAUAAUCAAUGUGGUGUCAGCUGGAAGGACGCGGGGUCCGGAUCUCACCUAAACGCUGAUACGUCUUGGGAGUGAUGCACUGGCUUCCCCUGGUUGCCAUGGUGAUUGCCUCGGCCCUGCCCUUCCCUCACAGCCCCGUGUCCAAGAUUGCUACUGCGACCGCCAAGCCUGGCUUCGACAAACGCAGAGCGCACCGGCAUGACCCAGCCGCUCGCCUCGCAGCUGCCCCUGUGGACUACAGUUUCAAUGGAAGUGCCUCGCAAACGGACUACAACAUGACUGCUGCUCUCAGUCAACACACCAACAGACAAAACCUCCAGAGGCAUAAGGAUUAUGUAAAAUCUUCUGUACAUGAAGAGACAUUCAAGGUGGAGAGUCGAGGAACCUACCAAUCAAAUAGCAACUCAGGCAGCGAUGACAGAGGCGGUCCGCAUGUUCCCACAAAGAGAGUUACACUCAGGGCCGAGGAUGUUUCCCAGGAUACCUCUCUGUCCAAGGACUACAAACCUGGCAGCACCAGCAGGCAUGAAUACUCUGGCUUUGUGGACUUUUCCAAGAAAGACAAUCUUCCGAACUCUUCUGAUAGGCCAUUGCAGGUUUCUGCAUUGAAAAACCAAGAGAAUGUGAGUCCUGAUACAUCACUGAAGGGUCAAAGAGGACCAAAACUGACUGCUCCUUCAGAUCAGCUGAGAGAUAGACCAGCAGUCGAGACAGGGAGCCAGAGGACAGUGGGGACUGGAAGAGGUUUCCCUGAAGAAAGCUUGACAGUGGAGGCUGGUCUGGGACUGGGAGCCGGGCUGGAUACAAUCUUAAAGGGAGAUGAGAUGUUUCUGGAUGCUCAUCCACGGGUCCUGUUCUCAUCCUCUUCAUCUCCUCCAGAACACCCACCGCUCCUGCUCAUGUUAGAGACUGGUCUGCUGGGGGAGGGCGGGGAUGGGGAGGAGCAGGAGGACAUGGAUGAGCACAUCGAGGGCCAUGGCGACCGCGCACUCGACAGGGGCACGACUCUGAGUUGGGCAGACUCUUCUAGAGCUACCAGUGAGGAUGUCCGUCCUGUUAAAAGGGAUAAGCGCUCACAUUUGAGUGACAGCUUAAAGGAAAUCAGGACAAGGGAAAGGUCGGUGUGCGAGUCGAAAAGUUCUUGGGUUGACAAAAUACAUGCCACUGACAUCCACGGACAGAACCUCACCGUCUUGCAGGAAAUUCAGACUCAGGCGGGACCUUUAAAACAGUACUUUUAUGAGACUGUCUGCCGCUCUGCCGAGAGCAGUAUCAGUGCUGGCAAGUCGAAGGGUGUUGCAGCGAAACCCCCAGGGACAGGUGUGGCUGGGGGCGGAUGUUUGGGAGUGGAUAAAAAACAGUGGCACAGUGAGUGUAAAGCCAAGCAGUCGUAUGUGCGAGCACUCACCAAAGAUUCAAACAACAAAAUCGGAUGGAGGUGGAUUCGAAUCGACUCGUCCUGCGUCUGCGUGCUGCUGUCCAGAGCGAAACAGGCAACAGGGAGGGAGAUUUUGACAAGGAGGGGUAGAGCCUGAGAGACAGCGUGAAGUGAAGUGACACAGAGCAGAGCAGCUCUGACAUCCUUCUGUGUGCACUUUGUCUUGCUUGUGGUGUUUCCUAAAACACGAGGGAAGUUAUCUCUUCCUAAACCCAGACCCAGAUAUAUCUCUUUUUUUUCCAUCCCUCCGUCCACCACAACUUCAAAUGACUUUUGCGUCAAAAAAACAAGAAGACCUCAAUACUAGAUCUUAGGGAAAAUUGUCCUAUAGAGAGAUUUUACUUUAAGAAGUACUGUUUUUGUAUGAUUUAUCUUUCAUAAUCUAAGUUAUUUUUGAUUAGUAUGUAAGCAUGUGUAUGUCUUUGAUAUUAAUAUAUUCCUUUAUAUAUAUAUAUAUAUAUAAGUGUCCAAUAUGACACCAGUAUAUCUUUAUGUAUGAAGCUAUGUAUAUCUGUGUGUAUUUAUAGAAGAUGCCUUCACGGGGUUUUAGGUCUCUCCAGUGCCUGAUGAUAAUUCCAGCCUCGGGUCCGCUCGGGUUGUAAGAGGAAGGAGCGCCACCUACUGAGGUUCUAUUUUACUGCUCCAAACUCUCACCAUAUGGAUUACCAUCAAUGUUACAGCUAUGGUUGUAAGGCAGCAUGAUUUCAGCCAGGCCAGUGAGUUUUUGUGGCAGGAUGUAUCUGUGCUUGUGGGACACAGAUGUGGCUCCUGAAUGUAAAAGCAUGUGGUUUGUGACACUUAAACGAGCUGAUUUUGCAUCUUCCAGUUUGUUCAGUUGUCCUGCCAAAUGUGGGUAAUAAAGGAUCUUUGUACUCAGUAUUUUCUGAACUUAACUAAAUGUACAUAAAAAGUACAAUUUAUUUGUUAGAGACAGCUCAUCAUUAGUAGCAUUUCAGUGUAUUUUA
This is a messenger RNA of Archocentrus centrarchus (flier cichlid), 2809 nucleotides long. RefSeq names its product neurotrophin 4 (gene ntf4). Lineage: Eukaryota; Metazoa; Chordata; Actinopteri; Cichliformes; Cichlidae. Gene Ontology annotation, biological process: neuron projection morphogenesis; nerve growth factor signaling pathway; negative regulation of neuron apoptotic process. The transcript has 2 exons. Gene Ontology annotation, molecular function: nerve growth factor receptor binding; growth factor activity. The coding region runs from base 481 to 1941 and encodes 486 amino acids. Gene Ontology annotation, cellular component: axon; synaptic vesicle; dendrite. The record is from RefSeq and is a predicted model, not a curated record.